AUGGAGCAGGGUACUGGUGACCUGAACACCACUCACUUCUCGGUCGUGCGCCAGACUAUUGAAGCAACGGAGAGCGAAAUUAUCCAUGUCUCUUUCCCGAAGACGCAGAUCAGUGGCGGUUGGUGGGUCGCCAGCAAGGAUGUCGAGACACGAACUCUUCUCAGGAUUAUUUAA
Penicillium canescens is the source of this 174-nucleotide messenger RNA. RefSeq lists its product as uncharacterized. Bases 1 to 174 code for a protein of 57 amino acids. The transcript has a single exon. Lineage: Eukaryota; Fungi; Ascomycota; Eurotiomycetes; Eurotiales; Aspergillaceae. The record is from RefSeq and is a predicted model, not a curated record.